AUGGGCGAAUUUAACGAGACGUUGGCCGGUCAAUUCCCGUAUUUGAACAAUUCGAGGCAUUUACUGCUAAAAAGCGGGGGUGCCUGGGCAUCAGCGAUAAACUUUCCGUACCAGGUGGGACACUCCUUCUACAGCGCGAUAGUGUCGCAGUAUGAAUCGCAGCUGACAACCUCUGCGGCGUCCCAAGCGAUGAAUUUCGGUGCUUCCGCGUUCGUAGAGACAGCGGGCUAUUUCUUUAGUAACUACGCUGUGGGAUGUUUUGUGACGGCUUUGGUACUCAAUCGGAUCGUGGCCAUGAGUUCACUGAGAUCCCCAUCCACAGUCGUAAGGUUGCCGCUGUGGUCGCGGAUUUUGUUUCACGGCGCAGCGCUUGUGACCCUCAUUUACAACGUUUGGCUGACGCUGCGACCAGAUCCAAAAGGAGACCCCAAUCAGUAUUUUGCGCUGACAUAUGCCAUUAUUUGCCUCUCACAUUGCAUUGAGACUUUUGUCACAGUUACGUCGAACUCAAAACCCAUGGAGGAGUUUGACUACAGCAUAUUCGAACUUUCCAUGCAUUUUUACUCUCUCACAAGAUCUAACUCAUCCCGAGCAGACUUCGUACCGGACUGUCUCAUGGCGCUGCUGGGUCGCUUGAUAAUCCACAUUGUCGAGUUGACAAAUACGAGACAUUAUCGGCUGCUGUGUUCUACCAUCCUUAACGCUGGUCAUUUGGUUUACUUGGCUUGGACCGUGUUCAACGAGGGUUUUACGUCUUUACCGCUAUUGGUGAAGUACAGACACAUUCCCAAGACCUUGGCACUGGCUUGUAUAGCCGUGUCAGUAGCAUGUUACGGUCUGGCCUACCUGGUGAGACUGAGCCCAUAUAGCUCUAAUGACCCAUCGGAUUUGCGGUUUCAUUCGUUCAUGCAAAACUGGUACACAACUCUCAAUUGUACGGGGGAAGAAGAGUUUACUAGCACGCUCAUCAAUUUCGCCAUACUAAUAUGUAAUCCAGGACAAGUGGAGAAGCUUGGAAUCCAUCAGGAGCUUUCUCAAUUGUCUCACCAGCGCGAAAUUCACCGGUCUUUUCUGGUAAGUGGGUACAUGAAUAGAGAGUCGAACGUGGCGCAAGAGAUCGAUUCAGUCCAAGGAUUCAGUCAGCCGGUAUGGCAGAGGAAAGUCACGACUUUGUGGAAUCUUAGCAAAGCGCUCAAAUUCCGUAUUCUUUCACUCUUCAAGACUACCAAAAAACUGACUACGGAGUACCCGAAAGACCACAGCGAUCGCGGCAAAAAUCUGAAUGAUUACGUUUCGGACAAAAACUACAGUAAGUUUCUCGCACGGGCUCCAGAUUUGAAUGCGAACAGGGCCCCGCAGCCAGCCGAUUUCAAGUAUAUGUUGCCCGAAGACGAUUGGUCGGCAGACUACGUCGUGGAUGAGUCAAUUCUUGAGCAUGCUAGCGAAUGUUCCGAUGCAGAUUCCGAGGUUUCAGACAACUCCUCUGAAGAACUUCUCUCCGGAGCCGCAGUGGCAGAGCUCAUACUCCCAUCUUCUGCGACCUUCCCAGGCGCACCUCAUGCAACAGCGCAGGAACCACAGUGGCUAAUGUCGAUGUGGUCCAUCUUGCAGUGCGAGACACAAUUCGACAGACGGCUCACACGCUCGCAGUACUCCCAACUAAAUGAAACGAAUGUCUUAAGCGAGGUUAUGUUUCAACGGUCCCUAGAGACUCGCACCGCUGCCGGACAGAAAGCAGCCUUCACAUCCUCCGAGCGCGACCUUUCCUGCGUGGUGUGCAAGACCAAUGUCCGCAAUAUCGUGCUGUGGCCAUGCAAGUGCUUUGCCAUGUGCGAAGAGUGUCGGGUUUCCUUGGGUCUUAGAGGAUUUAACACCUGCAUCUGUUGCAGAGCUCCUGUGAAAGGCUACAGCAAGAUUAAUACUGUAUGA
Molecule: messenger RNA, 1929 nt
Organism: Lachancea nothofagi CBS 11611
Lineage: Eukaryota; Fungi; Ascomycota; Saccharomycetes; Saccharomycetales; Saccharomycetaceae
Source: the annotation of a GenBank genome assembly